CUGGCAACCCUCCUGCGCGCCAAACACACGCAUCAGGUUCUUCUUACGGUCGGUUUUUUUUUAUUUCUGCUGCUGAGCCGGAAUACACAGCGGUAAAACCUGUUCUCACAAUGGCUAAAAUAUGUACGAUAUCUGACAGCGAGUCAGACACAUCCAGCGAUCAAGAAGAUACAAAGCACUCAAAAGACAACCGGGAAGCCGAAGCGUCGCUUUCUGGGCCCCGCCUACGUGUUUCGCAGACGCCCCGAGGAGAGCAAAUGGCAAGAUAUAGGAAUUUAUCUAUAAAUGAAGACGACUUCCAGGAGGCGACUGAAGGGAGAGCUGGAGCCGGAGAUGGAGAUUCUUUCCGACCGCGCUCCCGCUCAGCACCUCCGGCUUUUUGGGCCGCCAAGAAAUAUGGCAGAGAGCUGAGGAAAAUGAGCGAUGAGUUUGACACCCUCCUGGACAAAGGGAUGAAGAGGGUAAAGAGUGCAGGUGCAGCCACCCAGAUGCGGACCUCCCUGAGCUGGUUCAGCUCCCUCUGGAGCCACAAAGAAUCAGACACUGAGACACUGUCAGCGCAAAACACCCGACCUGCAGAGUGAUUCAACACUGGGCCACAUGAUGAAAAAGAGAGCGCGCACUGGAUAUGCCAUAUAUAAGGAAGGAAGGGAAAGUGUUCAGAACCCAGUAGGGAAGGACUGAUUCUCUGUCUUCAUGGACUAGUUUAUAACUUUUCUCAGAAGUGGCUGGAUAUUGGGACCUUGAACUAAUCACAGUCACAGACCAACAUCACCUGGGUGAUGUUUAUUACUACAGUUAAAAAAAAAAAAAAAAAAAACAUCAGAGAUUCUGGGGCUUCUAUUCAAGAUUUCUUAUGUGAAUGAACAAUUUACUUAGUGUGUGAGGUUCAGUGAGUACUACUGCCACCUUUGAGCACUUUAGUAUGUAUUGGCUAAUGAACUCUAAAGAAAAACAAAUGCAGUACUGAACACAUCCUUUAGCUAUUUUUACAAAUUUGUAUUACCCUAUUUAAUAGAUAAAGCCUUACUUGAAAGAUUCAGAAAACAUACUGAUCAAAUUAAUAAUAAAACAUAAACAAUAACUGAUCUUUGUUUCCUGUGUAUCUACAGUAUGCAAGGGUAUGAACGGUGGCUACGAAGGACUUUGGACGGUUUUAUGUACAUUUUAUGCCAUCUCUAGCGCAAUAAAGACUGGAGACAUAACAGGGCCUUACUUUUAUAAAUAUUACUUGAAAAUAUAAAAAUAAAUGCCUUGUAAUGCUUUUAUGCUGUUAAGAAUAUUGACUAGCCUACCAAUGUAUUUUAUAACCACUACAAUGUGAAAAAAAUAAAUGACUUUAUUA
Clarias gariepinus (North African catfish) is the source of this 1345-nucleotide messenger RNA. It is a transcript of the gene badb, whose product is annotated as BCL2 associated agonist of cell death b. Gene Ontology annotation, cellular component: mitochondrion. Lineage: Eukaryota; Metazoa; Chordata; Actinopteri; Siluriformes; Clariidae. Gene Ontology annotation, biological process: apoptotic process. The coding region runs from base 111 to 584 and encodes 157 amino acids. The transcript is spliced from 4 exons. The record is from RefSeq and is a predicted model, not a curated record.